This is a messenger RNA of Entelurus aequoreus (snake pipefish), 5232 nucleotides long. RefSeq lists its product as uncharacterized. Bases 1 to 5232 code for a protein of 1743 amino acids. Gene Ontology annotation, molecular function: zinc ion binding; nucleic acid binding. The record is from RefSeq and is a predicted model, not a curated record. Gene Ontology annotation, biological process: DNA integration. The transcript has 7 exons. NCBI's taxonomy places the organism in Eukaryota, Metazoa, Chordata, Actinopteri, Syngnathiformes, Syngnathidae.
AUGAACCAAACCGGGUCCUCAGGGACAGAGGGACAGAAGAACCCUGAAUUACGAGAGCUUGUGUUUGGCCAGGCCACACAACUGUCCACUUUGCAUGAAGAAUUGAACAAAGCUUUUCCCACUGUUCAAUCCCAAAUUGCUGUGCUUGAGAAGACUUCACAAACUACUGUUGGUAAUGUGGCUGCUCUGUCUGGCCAAGUGAAUGACAUUUCUGGAGUCUUGCUCGGCAUACAGAAGACCCUGGAGGUCCUUACAGCACAUGUUUCAGCUGAAUCUAACUCUGCUUCAAGUUCUUCAAACCAGCCUGUUAACCCCGUCCUCCCCAGCACACAGCAGCCUCAGUCUGAGCCUGGCUUAGUCAGUCCUAGGCCAUUUAAUGGUGAUUUUGGUCAUUGCAGGGGCUUCCUGGCACAGUGUGAGUUACUUUUUACUCAUCAGCCAUCCAAAUAUACUUCUGAUGGUUCGAAGAUUGCUCUCAUCAUGUCCCUCCUGGUCGACGACGCUCUUAAUUGGGCUAUUGCAGCAGUAGAGAACAACCCUGUCUUUGCCACUAACUACUCUCAGUUUAAGAGUGAGUUUCAAGCUGUGUUUAACCACCCUACUGACGGACAAGAUGCUUCCAGCCGUUUGCUAGUUAUUCGCCAAGGGUCACGUUCUGUGGCUCAGUAUACUUUGGAGUUCCGGAUCCUUGCUGCUGAAAGCCAGUGGAACGACCACGCCCUUCUUAGUGUCUACCGCAAGGGGCUGAGUGAUUCUAUUAAAGAUCUUUUGGUCCGUGACAGCCCACAGACUCUUAAUGAGCUCAUAUCCCUGGCCCUUAAGAUGGGAACACGACUUCAGGAGCGCCAUGCGGACCGAGCCCAACGAAGCUCUCCUCCUCCUGGGUCCAGUCGCUUUGCUUCAGUGACCCGCACUUCACCAUCUCCUCGCUCCACUCCACAACCUCGACUGCUUAUGCUCCCCCCUGCUCCCUCUUCACCCGGGCCUGCCGAGCCCAUGGAGAUCGGCCGGUCCCGGCUGACACUAGCUGAGAGGGAACAAAGGCUCACCAACCAGCUGUGUCUUUACUGUGGUGAGCCAGGACAUUUCAUCAAGGUCUGCCCGAUCCGCCCAAAAACCCAGCUCGCCGGUAGGGGCUAUACUGACGAGUGCCUCAUGGACAUCUCUUUGGCUCACCAGGCGGGCAUUCCUUUAGUUCCUUUAGAUCGCACACUGUCUCCCCAAGCGAUCGACGGACACUCCAUGGGAACUAUAUCCUUUUCCACAGAACCCCUCACACUCACUCUGUCUGGAAAUCACUCUGAAACCAUCCGUUUUUUUGUUCUACACGCCCCAACAGCGCCCCUGGUGUUGGGUAGACCUUGGUUGGAGAGGCAUGAACCACACAUCUCCUGGGCCUCUGGUCGUAUUUUGGGCUGGAGCACCGCAUGCCAUGCAACCUGUCUGCGCUCCGCCCUGUCCCCUUCAAUCAGACCCAAACCCAUGUCCUCUCCCCCCGACAUCACUGGUGUUCCACCUGUUUAUCAUGACCUUGCCUUGGUAUUCAGUAAGGAUAAAGCACUCUCACUUCCUCCGCACCGACCCUAUGAUAUUGGCAUUGACCUCCUGCCUGGGGCUCCCUAUCCUAAGUCGCAUCUCUACAACAUCUCCCUACCAGAGAAGGAGUCGAUGCACAACUACAUUGCGGAGUCCCUGCUCUCUGGCAUCAUCAGGCCGUCGUCCUCGCCUCUGGGGGCAGGCUUCUUCUUUGUAGAAAAGAAGGAUGGUGGUCUGAGACCUUGCAUUGACUAUCGUGGUCUCAAUGACAUCACAGUGAAGAAUAAGUAUCCACUUCCCCUUAUUAGUUCCACUCUUGAGCCACUCACUCAUGCCCGAGUGUUCACUAAGCUUGAUCUCCGCAAUGCCUACCACCUAGUUCGGAUCAGAGACGGUGACGAGUGGAAGACGGCCUUCAACACCCACCUUGGCCAUUUUGAGUACCUUGUGAUGCCUUUUGGGCUUUCCAAUGCCCCGGCGGUGUUUCAAGCCCUCGUGAAUGAUGUGCUACGAGAUAUGCUAAACAUCUUUGUGGUGGUGUAUUUGGAUGACAUCCUUAUCUUCUCCAGGUCUGUGGAGGAACACCACCAGCAUGUCCGCCUUGUUCUCCAGCGGUUGUUGGAGAACCGCCUGUUCGUCAAGGCUGAGAAGUGUGUCUUCCACUCUGACUCUGUGACAUACCUUGGCAACGUUGUGGAAGCUGGACAGAUGCGUGCGGAUCCUGCCAAGGUCAAAGCCGUGGAGGAGUGGCCACGUCCUACUAACCGGACUCAGCUCAGACGAUUCCUGGGUUUCGCCGGUUUUCUACGCCGGUUUAUCAAGGGUUACAGUCAGAUCGCUGCCCCCCUUAAUGCUCUAACCUCCGUUUCGCGUCCUUUUUCCUGGACGUCUCGAGCCGAGACAGCCUUUUCCAAGCUCAAGAGUCUGUUCUCCACAGCACCCGUGCUAAUCCACCCUGACUCGACAAGACAGUUCAUUGUCGAGGUGGACGCUUCUGACACAGGCAUCGGAGCCGUCCUUUCCCAGAGGUCCGAAGAGGAUCAGAAGAUUCAUCCGUGCGCCUAUUUCUCCAGGAGCUACGACCCCGCAGAGAGGAACUACGACGUGGGAAACAAGGAGCUGUUGGCGGUCCACGACGCUCUGAAGGAAUGGAGACACUGGUUGGAGGGAGCGAAGCUGCCGUUCAUCGUGUGGUCAGACCACAAGAAUCUGACCUACUUGAAGACGGCGAAGAGGCUUAACUCCAGGCAGGCCCGCUGGGCCUUAUUCUUCAGCCGGUUUGAUUUCACCCUCACCUACCGCCCAGGUUCCAAGAACGUCAGAGCGGACGCUCUCUCUCGUCAGUUCUCUAACGAAGAUCCUGCUGUCCAGGAGGAAUCGGAUUCCGACACCAUCCUGCCCCCUGCCCGGGUGGUAGGUGUAGUCACGUGGGCCAUCGACGCUGUGGUGAGGCAGGCCUUAGAGAACCAGCCCGACCCUGGCAACGGCCCUCAGAACAGACAGUUUGUUCCUGAUGCCGUCCGUACACCGGUAUUGGAGUGGGGGCACUCCAGCCGUGUUGCCUGUCACCCUGGAGAGCGCAGGACAGCUUCGUUCAUUGCUCAGAGGUUCUGGUGGCCAACCCUCAAGAAGGAUGUCAGGGAAUUUGUGGCCGCCUGCACCGUCUGCGCCCGUAGUAAGGCUUCACACAGGCCUCCUGCAGGCCUGCUACAACCCCUUCCUAUUCCGAGUCGGCCUUGGUCUCACAUAGGUAUGGACUUCGUUACUGGGCUUCCUGUGUCCCAGGGCUGUGACACCAUUCUGACGGUGGUCGACCGAUUCUCUAAAGCAGUUCAUUUUGUCCCUCUCCCCAAACUCCCGUCUGCUGCUGAGACGGCUGACCUCCUAACCCUCCAUGUUGUCCGCCCCCACGGCAUUCCUUCGGACAUCGUGUCAGACCGUGGUCCCCAGUUCAUCUCCAAGGUGUGGAAGGCCUUUUGCAAGGGUAUUGGAGCCACGGCCAGCCUCUCCUCUGGAUACCAUCCACAAUCCAAUGGGCAGACGGAGCGCGCUAACCAGACAGUUGAGGAGACUCUUCGCUGUGUUGCCUCCAGCAACCCCUCUUCUUGGGCUAAGUACUUACCCUGGGUGGAAUAUUCCCUCAACACCAUGGAGAGCUCUGCCACCGGCAUGUCACCCUUUCAAUGCUCGCUGGGUUACCAACCCCCUCUGUUUCCCGAACAGGAAGUGGAGGUAGCAGUUCCCUCCACCGAAGCCCACCUCCGCCGGUGUCGACGCAUCUGGGAGGCUGCCCGCGCUGCGUUACUCCGUGCCUCUGCACGUACCCAGCGUGGUGCCAACCGCCGGAGGGUGCGUGCACCUGACUAUCAGCCUGGUCAGAAGGUCUGGCUAUUGGCCCGGGACCUGCCCCUGCAGACGUCCCAGACUUCAACCCGCAAGUUGGAUCCUCGUUAUGUCGGACCCUACACUGUGGACAGUGUUAUCAACCCCGUUGCAGUUCGUCUGAAUCUCCCUCCUGCUCUUAAGGUUCACCCGGUGUUCCACGUGUCCCAGAUUAAGGCCGUGGCCACUAGUGCCUUGUCUCCCCCUACCUCCGCCCCUCCACCCCCCCGAGUCCUGGCUGGUGGUGAUCCUGUUUGGACGGUUCGGAAGCUGCUCGCCGUCCGCCGCCGUGGGAAAGGAUUCCAGUACCUGGUGGACUGGGAGGGCUUCGGCCCUGAAGACCGUAGCUGGGUGCCCCGUUCCUACCUGGCUGACCCCUCCCUGCUGGACGAUUUCUAUCGGGACAAUCCAGGUGCCCUAGGACAGUCGUCCGGUGCCUCCCCUAAGGGGGGGGGUACUGUUGUGUCACACGUUCCUGGUCCCUCCCCUGCACGCCAUCUAAGGGCAAGGGCCGGGCGUCUCUCUCAGCCUGCUGCAGCCAGCACAGGUGUGGCUGGUUCCAAUCAGCCCAGCUGCUCCACAUCCCAGCCAUCAGAGAGCAGCCUACAUAAACCGCUGAGAGCCGGCGCCCGACGCUUGAACGUUGACUCCUGUGGCUCCCUCCUCCACAAACCCAGUGUCUCCCACGCCUCGCCGCCUCCCCGGGAUCCCUCCGCGGCCCAAGGGCUGCCAGCACCUCCGUUGGCAGCACGCCAGGACACGCCCCUGCUCGCCCUGGCCGCAUCACGCCCACACGCCGGCAAGGAUGCGGGCGAUCAGCAAUCAGCACACCUGGGACUGAUGAGCGCGAGCAGUUUCAAGACCAGUGGACCCAAGGAUCCUGCGCCGGAAUUGCUUCUCGUGUCUCUUGUGAUCGAGCUGUGUGCCUCGACUCCUUUCCGGAUUGCCUCCCCCAAUCCUCGACCUCGCUUGGACACGGACAUCGUUGCUUUGCCCCAGCCCCCGAUCACUUGCUUGCCCACGGACUGCCUUCUUGCCUUGUCCCUCCGCUCGUUCAACACUACGUUCCUCCUCUGGCUGCUCGCGCCCCUGCUAGCGCUGGGCACGGCACGCCCACGCAGCAACAAGGCUGCAGACAAUUGUGCAUCUGCGCACCUGGACCUGACGAGAGGGAGCGGCAUAAAAGCCAGCGGACCCAAGAGACCUUCGCCAGAAUGUAACCAAUCUCCCCUGAUGUCUUACCUGUUACCCGUAAUCGUGUCUUGCCUCACGACCCCCUCCCGGAUCUUUGCUUGCCAGUAUACAGACCGUUAA